This is a messenger RNA of Xiphias gladius (swordfish), 3393 nucleotides long. RefSeq names its product arylsulfatase family, member Ia (gene arsia). The coding region runs from base 1222 to 2928 and encodes 568 amino acids. The transcript has 4 exons. Lineage: Eukaryota; Metazoa; Chordata; Actinopteri; Istiophoriformes; Xiphiidae. The record is from RefSeq and is a predicted model, not a curated record.
CAACACCCUGCCAAUAUAAGAUACCGCAAUAAGGUAGAGAUGUCGGAAGACCUUCUGUAGUCUGCAGUUUCUGCUCAGUUUCAGCUCAGUUGCGUAUCCAAGGAAGGAAAUCAAACGUUUGUGAACAGAAGAGUUACUCCCUAAAGCCAGUCAAGGCCUGGACGAUUUGGAUCAGUCUCCCAGUUCUACCUUGUGCAGCUCUCCACAGACCUUCACUGAUUCCCAGUCAAAAGGGAAGCUGCAGCAUGAUGAAGGUCUACAGACAAGAUGCUGUGGAGCAAUAAAGAGCUGAGGCUGAGGCUGUGCAGUCCUGCUGCUUUCUGUUGACCCGUUGGAUGAUUUGUAAAGUGGUUCUUUGACGCCUGGUUGGAGAAGUUUAUCAGAGUCUGGGAAGUCUGCUCUGUCUCUCUCCCCAGGUCUGCAAUACUCAUAAAACAGCAGGAAUAAUAAGAGCGUGUUUGUAAGCGCAGUGGAGUGGGGAACAGUGUCUGUGAUUGUGUCUGUAGGGCCCCACAGCCGCCCCGAAACCCAUAUCUCCCCCACACACAGGUUUUUCUGAGUGAGGGUCUUUCUGUAGAGCCUCUGUCAUUCACAGCUAAACCAGGUCAGAUGGGAAUGAUUUUUUUCCUUGCUUUCUCGUAAUUUUUAAAGUUGGCAGUGUGGUUGACUGAAAUCAAAUACCCAUGAAAUAGAGUGAAUGAAGAGGAGAGUGCAUGAUAUGACUCUUUUGGCUGCUUUCGUAUUUAAAGCUGCCUGGAGCGAAAUGUGAAAAUUUGCAACAGAACUACAUUCAUCAAAUCUAGAUUUUUGCAGAAUAAUAUCCAAUUUUAGCAAAAUAUCAUUGCCCACUAAUGUGAGAUUUAAACUCACCAUUAACAUUUGGAUGUAGUAGAAACAUUUCUGUGUGUGUUUUUGGGUGGUGGGGGGGCUGAUGUUAUUUCAGUCAGGCAGCAAGGCAAAUGGGCGGGGUUAAUGGAACCACUAGGGAAAGUGAAAUGCUUUCAAAGGAGGCUUAAACAGUUUGUAGAGUCAGGAAAGAUGGAGGUGUAGUGCUCUUUGAGAAGGUUUUUAUGAUUGCUUAACUGCCAUUCAAGCGCACCAAGGGUCAAUUGCGACAUCUGAUGAGAGGGUAUUUUUCAUCCUGAGCUCCAAUCCACAAUGAUUUCGUGACAAUAUCCUAAAUACUAGCUGGUUUGACUGAUAUAAAGUACCACAGAAACCAUGGCAACGACAGCUCUGACCGGUUUCUCCAUGAUGAGCCUACUCAGCCUCGGGUACCUGACCUGGGAUUUGAUGAGUCCUAACCAGGUGGAAAAUGAGCAAACCUUCGGAGACGGGUCUCCUACCCCAAAGCCUCCUCACAUUAUUUUCAUCAUGACAGACGAUCAGGGGUUCAACGACAUCGGCUAUCACAGCUCUGACAUCAGGACACCGGUGCUUGAUAAACUAGCUGCGGAUGGAGUGAAGCUGGAGAAUUAUUACAUACAGCCUAUCUGCACCCCGUCCCGAAGUCAACUCAUCACCGGCAGGUACCAAAUUCACACUGGCUUGCAGCACUCCAUCAUCCGGCCCCGCCAGCCCAAUUGCCUACCGUUUGACCAGGUCACCCUCCCCCAGAGGCUGCAAGAGCUCGGCUAUUCCACCCACAUGGUCGGCAAGUGGCACCUGGGCUUCUACAAGAAGGAGUGUUUGCCCACUCGCCGCGGCUUCGACACGUAUUUUGGCUCCUUAACGGGCAGUGUCAACUACUACACAUACGACUCCUGUGACGGUCCUGGGCUGUGUGGCUUUGACCUCCAUGAGGGGGAGACAGUUGCCUGGGGCCAGAGGGGCAAAUACUCCACCCAUUUGUACACACAGAGAGUCCGCAAGAUCCUGGCAACCCAUGAUCCUCAGUCUCAUCCGCUCUUCAUUUUCCUCUCCUUUCAAGCUGUUCACACACCCCUGCAGUCUCCACGGGAAUACAUCUACCCUUACCGUGGGCUGGGAAACGUGGCACGCAGGAAGUAUGCUGCUAUGGUCUCAGCUGUAGAUGAGGCAGUUCGAAAUAUAACAUAUGCUCUCCGCAAGUAUGGUUACUACCAGAACAGUGUUAUCAUUUUCUCUACUGACAAUGGUGGCCAGCCUUUGUCUGGUGGCAGUAACUGGCCGCUCAGAGGACGGAAAGGCACCUAUUGGGAAGGUGGUGUCCGUGGUCUGGGGUUUGUCCACAGCCCUCUGCUAAGGAGGAAGAGAAGGGUGAGUAAAGCCUUGGUGCACAUUACUGACUGGUACCCCACACUGGUGGGUCUAGCAGGUGGCAAUGAGUCCCUGACAGAGGGGUUGGACGGGUACAAUGUUUGGGAAGCCAUCAGUGAGGGUAAAGAGUCACCCAGAUUGGAGAUCCUCCACAACAUUGACCCUAUGUAUAACCAUGCACGCAGUGGCUCCCUACAGAAAGGACAUGGGAUUUGGAAUACAGCCAUUCAGGCCUCCAUAAGAGCUGGAGACUGGAAACUCCUGACAGGAGACCCUGGUUAUGGAGACUGGACCCCGCCACAGAUGCUUCCAGGUUUUCCCAGUGGCUGGUGGAACCUAGAGCGCCACACUGAGCCCCGGAAAUCAGUGUGGCUUUUCAACAUCUCCGGAGACCCCUACGAACGUUUUGACCUUUCUGAGCAGAGGCCAGAUGUUGUCAAAGAGCUUUUAGCCAGACUGGUGUACUACAACCGCACUGCGGUGCCAGUAAGGUAUCCAUCAGAGGACCCACGAGCUCACCCCAACCUGAAUGGAGGUGCCUGGGUCCCCUGGGUGGGAGAUGAGGAGGAGGACAGCUGGGACAGUGUUUACCAGAAAAAGAACAAGGAUUGGAAGAUGAAGCUUAAACUGUCCAAAACCAGGUCGUUUUUCAGGAGACUCAACACUAGGAUCAUGUCCAACAGGAUAUAGAAAGGUCAUGACUGAAAAGAUUCAGAGGAGACACUUCUGAAAUACAUCCUUUAUAUCACGGAUGUUUUGAAGAUGUGUUUUUGUUUUCACUGAAGAACCAAGUUAUGCAAGAUCCAUCCGCAGUUAUUGAGUGGUAGAUGGAGGUAUAUAUUCAGUCUUUCUAGAAGAACUGAUUAAACAAGUCCAAUGAAAGUAUUCAACUUGUUUGUAUCCAUUUGAAUAAAAAAAAAAAAUGUUUGUGCCCCCAAAUUGAAAAUUACAGAAAGAAAAAUGUGAGCUAAUUCCAUUUAACAAGAUGAUACAAGUAUAUAAACAAAUGUGUUUUAUUAGCAUAAAAGGAGACUGUCCUCCCAAGAGAGACAGACAGAUAAGAUAGGGUUGCUUUUAUAAAAUCAGAAUUGCUGUAUUUGAAGAGGAUGACAAGGUGACAAGGAGAAAUCCCCUGCAACCAUUUGUAACUAUGAU